Messenger RNA from Stylophora pistillata, 3435 nucleotides. Its product is annotated as thyrotropin receptor. Gene Ontology annotation, molecular function: G protein-coupled peptide receptor activity; protein binding. Gene Ontology annotation, cellular component: plasma membrane. NCBI's taxonomy places the organism in Eukaryota, Metazoa, Cnidaria, Anthozoa, Scleractinia, Pocilloporidae. Gene Ontology annotation, biological process: activation of adenylate cyclase activity; adenylate cyclase-activating G protein-coupled receptor signaling pathway; hormone-mediated signaling pathway. The record is from RefSeq and is a predicted model, not a curated record.
GGAUAUUUGCAGUAGCAAUUUUUCAACUGCAGAUCAAAGCCUUUUCAAAAUCUACGAUAAGGAAGGAAACAGGAGGGAAGCUAAUCUAAAUAUGCUAAAAUCACUGACACUUAUUGCUUGGAAUAAAAAAACGCAUAUUUGACUAAUACGAUGCUACCUUGUCAGAACAAGAUAAUUUUGUGCCAAUAAUCCACCUACCAAUUUCAAUUUGUUCUCCCAAUAUAUUGAUAACUUCGAAACAGAGGGGAGUGCAGUACUUUUCCUCGAGUCUCUGAUAUUAAUGAGGUAAUUUUCCCGAAGCCAUAAUUCAUUAUUCCACUCACUAUUGAGCACGGAAACAUUGCUUGGACUUGGCGUAAUGAACGAAAUGCGAAACUUCUGUGUUGUCCAUUCAGUUUUGAUACCAGAUGAUGUUCUUUCUUUCAAAGAGGUAAAAACCUCCACCAAAUUGUCGUUUAUUUGACAAGUUGUUAAUUGCUUUGCACACAAACUUUGCACCAUUUAAAAUACCCCCUAUUUUUGUAUUAUGCGCUCAGUGUUAAUCGCUUAUAUUACCCCUGGAUCGAGAUUUCUAUCGCUGGUGACUAAAAGAUACGCAAAACAAUUGAGGUAAACAUGAUUUUAUAAUACCAGAAAAAGGCGAAUGUGGUGGCCACACAGACAUUUAAAAGUGGUCUUAGAAUAACUUACUUUCUUAAAUAUAGUUUUCUUAAACAAUAUGUUAGUUUCCGCCUUCAGAGGAAAACUUUAAUUAUUUCGGUUAAAAGCCAAAUUGGUUCACAGCUUGGCAAGGAGAUAGCUUAUUUGACACGCAUAUAUAUAUCAGGGCAUAUUUCCCUUGCAAAUUAACAAUAUGUUUACACUCUAGCAUUUUCCAAUGCUUACGAAUAUACACAGAAGAUAUUUAAGCACAUUUCUUUGUAAACAGGCGAUAAAGUUCAUUUCUUUCUUCUUAAGGCGAAGAGCAAGCGAACUCACAGGAUGAAUACAUUUCUACUUUUUCUGGCAUAUUUUGCGUUUCUUGGAUGUUACUGUCGUAGACAGAUCACGCAAAUAGGAAAUCUUUCAAGCUGGACUCCGUGUUCUUCACAGUGUUGGUGUGCGCAAGAUGACAAGGGUCGCGACUAUGGAAGAUGCAUCGUGAACAAAUUUGAGGAGUCGGUAGAAUUAAACUUUUCAAGAAAACUCCACUUUUUGUCCUUUGCUAAUAAUGGACUGAGGGCGGUACUGAGGGGAAUCUUUACAAACCUUCACAAUCUUGAGUUUCUAUCUUUGGCAAAUAACAGCAUCGAAAUUAUCAACGAACAUGCAUUCGAAGGCUUGAGUAACCUGCGUAUCUUAGAUCUCCAAAACAACAAUCUGAAGAAAUGGGCCGGGGAUCCUACAAGAGACAUGCCACUUCUUGAAAUUCUAAACCUUAACGGCAACGAGGGCUGGAUACCCAAUCAGCAAAUUCUCCGCAUGCCUAAACUCAAAGAGAUCCUUGGGAUUACAUGGAGCUCGCACUGUUCUACCUGCGACCUCCUUAAGAUUACUGAAAAUGAAACAUUAGUAGAUGAUGAUGAGAUGGAAGAUUACGAGGAAAAUAGUGGAGACGGCUUGAGUGGGAAAGGAGAGAUGAGUGAAAUGAAGUGCCAUGUGACACUCGAGGAGUUCUACUACCCCAAGGCAGUAAAUUAUGGAGUUUCUGCGCAAUUUGUGAGGCAAGGCUUCUCGCCACAAUGCUUCUGUGACUAUCUCUCGGACUGCUAUAACCGUGAGGUUUUUGUACCGUAUUUAACACAGUUGUACGACUUCCCUCGAAAACUUUUCCUUUCCCAGUAUGCCUUGGGAGGAUUAAUAGUUAUUCUCACCAUGUCUGUUCUUGUUGUGAUUAUCACUUCACGACUGUUGAGGAAUAACAUUUCGUUCGUGUUGGUCGGGAGUAUGGCGUUAAGCGAUGUUCUGAUUGGUGUUCACAGCGUGGCGAUCGCCAAAUACAACAUAUUUAGUGACCCAAAUGUUAAGCCGCGAGUCGUUAUGGAAAGAGACACCUCUGUUUGCACAUACAUAGGCAUGGUAUUCACCAUAGGCCAGGUAACCGCAGUGUUUACCUCUCUCAUGUUAACUGUAGAAAGAUAUCUCGUCAUAGUCUACUACCACAAAUGCAGAGGCAAGGUAAGAAUCAGACCUUUGGUCAUUAUUUUAUUUCUUGUAUGGACAGGAGCAAUCACCUUCGCAAGCUUGCCUUUGUUUGGUGUAGGAAAGCUGAAAUAUCAUAGAUGGUUCCAGUGCACGAUGCCCUAUCAUUCAGGAAAAAAUCUGUUACAAACAUCUAACAUAACUCUGAGCAUCUCGGCCAUAUUUGUGUUUCUUUACCUUAUCAGUCUGGGGCUUUACAUUUUGAUCUUCUGCUACGCAAGAAGAUCAAGUUUGCAAUUUGGCAUUAAACGUGAAGCGAGACUGGCGAGGAAAAUAGCAAUGCUGGUGUCAUCAAAUUUCAUUCUGUUCACCUUACCAACUGUUCUACUUCUAGUCUAUGUAUAUUCUUUCUCGGAAAUUCUUGACGCUGCCAAGUCAUUCUCGAGCAUGCGUUCUUUGUUCAUUAUUGGUGGUUGGCUUCCGGUCACGUGCUUUAACCUGAAUUCGCUGGCGAACCCGUUUCUCUAUCCAUUCAGACACUGUCGAUUCAAGAAAGAAUUACGUUCGAUUCCCCGCAGGUUACGCAACGGUGUCAGUCAUACGUUUUACCCAGUCUUCGCCACGGCACAGCACUUCAGCUUGCGCACAUCUGCAAUUAGCCACCAGUUGCGUCAGCAGUUCCAUUCCUUCACGUCACGAAGGGAAGGUGAGAACUCACUGCAUGUUGAUUUAGAUACAAGAAAGGGUCGUGGACAAACUGCAACAGUUUAAGACUUAUUUGCAACUCAAUACGAGUCUUUUUUAAAGCCAUAGAACAUCGAGGCGCGAAUUUAAUUAUUAUGCGGCCAGACAUUGGCAAUGCAGCAUUAGGCUUCGUUCCCAUAAGAGUAAUCAUAAAUGCAAUCACGAGUAAAGUUUUGUACAGCCUAUCUCUUUACAAGAACAACUCAAAACACAAUCAAGACAAUAUAAUCGAACAAUCUUUAAGAUUAUGUCCACAAUAAAGUUAAAGUCGAAAGAGGAGCGCAAAAGCUAGAGGACAUGAACGCAAUCGUUAGGACAGAUCUCCAGUUAUUGCGUGCAAGACCGAGAACACUUCCUAGUCUUAGUGAUUUGCCGCGCAUGACAUUCUGCACAUUUUUCAUCGUUCGAGGAUCUUUUCCAAGCUUCACGAGUGUUCCCUGUGCAACAUACCACCCUUAUGAUGUCACUAAUGGCUAUGACGUAGUGUCAUUGGGAGCCAAGCAUAAACAGACCUCUUAAAGAUAGAUUGGCCACCGUAACGAUUACAAAAGCUGACGUUUCGAGCGUUAG